CAAUGAAUGGUUGUUGUUUGCUCGGGCGUUAGGGCUGUAGUUGCUGCUGCUGUGUAUCCGAUGACGGUUCAUUGGGGCGCGCAAAGAGAAGCAGCAGCGGGUAUUACAGAAAAAACAAUCGCUAGCUUCUGAACAGAAUCACUGAUAGCGUCUCAAAUGAUAUUCGUUUCUGUCCUACUGUAGUUAGUAUCGCCAGGGUAAUACCGGUAGUAGUGAAUGGUUACUACACUACUAUACUAGUACUUGCUUCUCCAGCCAUCAUCUAUCACCAGCGCUACCAUCCCUACGGUAUCAGCAAGAUGUAGACCGCUUAGGCGCUAUAGGAAUACUGAAGUGAAGACCAGUUCAGCAUGUCUCGUGAACUUCACGUGAGUGUGAUCGCAGAUCCGCUGUUGUCGGAGGAAACAAGAACCGAACUGAAGCACCUACACGACUUAUUCCUGGGUUUGACCGGUUCUGCUGUGCAGCGGCAGAAGGUUCUCCAGAGUGGGCCGCAAGGCAAUGCACUCACCACAUCGCUAGUGUCUCGUCUUCUAGACUGGGUACAUGAAGAGGAUGCGGUGUGCGGUAUGCUGGACAAAGCUAUCCACCAGUACUGUGCUGAUGUCGGCGAUGAACGCCAUGCUGCUCUCAUGGGAGUACUGGCUACGCGUCUGGUGCUGAGCUUCAGUGAGCUUGAUAUUCCUGCAUGCAUUGCAUCGUGUAUUCUCGUUCAAUUCGGUCGCCAGCUGGAAGAGUAUCUGCUGUCACCAUCAUGUGAAUGCCGUGUGCGACUUGACCUGAGCAAUACGGACAUGCUGCUGAAUCUGGUCAACACUGCACUGAGCAGUGUGCACGCGUGCGGGUUUGGUGGUGACGAAAGGCAGGCACUGUGUCGGAACCUGUUGAAGGUGUUUUUCAUGUGCCAAGCAGACCUGCAGCCUCAGUGCCCAGAGACGAGUUUACUCCAGGACACACAGCAGCGAAUACAUGUGCUGGCGUUUGAAGACAACCCAUGUGGCAGCACCGUGUACCCGGGCCUGUUGGUAUCGUCCUCCAGCAUCGUUCCCCGCGGUAUGGAGAGCACCGAGCAGGUCAGGGCACUGGCAAAGUGGCACCACACGCGCAGUCGUCAGCUCGGCAUCAAUCAUCGACUGAAUGUGGUCACUGUCAGUGUGUCGCUCGCAGCUGAUGCACAAGAUCUGACAGCAGGCAUUGGCCUGGAGGUGUGUGAUGCUGCAGGCAGUGCCAGUGGCAUGCUGGAGUCCGGAGCGGUGCAUUACCUGCUUGCCUGGGCUGCGCAGCUGACUAAGUUGGAUGUGUGUGUGGUGUUGUGCCAGCGCUGCAUUCACCCUAUGCUCAAACAGUUCUUCCUUGAACAGGGCAUCCUGGCUGUCGAUCGCCUGGGAGCGGAGCUAUUCUCGCUGGCUUGCUGGCUGACUGGUGGCCCGGAAAUAACCAGUAUUCAGCAGAGUGUAGGACAUGGCAGUGUUGGCAAGCUAGCCUUCAUAGAGCACAUUUCUGUUCACGAUGCAGGAUUCUGGCAUUUGACCGGUGUGCCGAGUGACACGUCAGUUGCUACUCUAGUGCUGGUCUCUCCCAUGACUACAGCAGCACUUGCGGACCUGAGGCAGUGCUGCAAAUCUAUCUGGAGGAUGCUUGAUGGCAGCUUUAGCAGUCAAUGUGUUCUGUACGGAGGUGGCUGUACGGAGUGGCAUCUUCUACAGUACAUCGCGCGCAUGGCUAGCAAGCCGUCUGCAGAUGAUCUGGCUGAUCUCAAGUCCACACCAGGCCAGUACAAGAGGUGUCUGGAAACUUUCCUUCAGUGCCUACUGCAUCUGAUCUCUGUGCAGACACCUGCGCAGUGCAGCCUUGCGCAUUGGCCGAACGAUGCGAGUCACGUGUUCAGGCUACGUCAUGAUGAUGUCAUGGCUGAACGAGAUGAUGUCGCUCGGAAUCAUUGGACUAGGGUUAGAUGCAACUGUGGUGCCGUAGCAAGGACCCUUACAGACUUGCUUGUUGUGGAUUGUGUGUCGGAUGUAUGGACUAGUGCCAGCCACAUCGCGGCAUCAAACGGGAAAGUAGAUGAUACACGUUACAGGGACUUGCUGGUAACCCAGCCGAAUGGAGUAGCAGGUAGUUCACCACCUGCUCAGACUCAUCCUGGUGUUGUUAAUGCUAGCGGUGGUGCUAGUAGUAUUGGUGAAGGUACUGCUCCGUUUCCUACGCCAUUUGAACAAGUACUUCCCAUGCGACCUACAUGCGCUGAGUGGGACUAUUUCUCCGGAAAAGUUGCCAUGCUGAGGUCUAGCAUUGACAUUGCAGCUGCAACUGUGCGCAUUGGCACUAUAGUGCAGGAGUUGUAAUAAUGCCGUACAUAUUAUUCACACAUUUUGAAGACUAUUAAAUUUUAUUGAGUGAGAUUUUGCUAUUUUAAAACCAACAAGCUGUUGUCCCGUGUCGUCACACCUCACUCAGCUCUCACUCAGCUCUCACUUCCCACCGCCGCCGGACAGUGCAUGCACACCGCUGAAAUAGCCAGAAAUGCUAUUGGUUAGAACAAGAGUUCAUAACCCCCAGGGGUUAUGAACUCUUGGUUAGAAUCAUCUGCUUCCGAAAGUUGAUUGAUUUGCAGUGCUCAAACGGAUGGACGUUGGCGGUAUAUUACCGUAUCUAUUUUUCAUUGCUUCUCAGUUUCAUCUCCACGACAAUUGAAGUUGUAGAAGGCAUUGACACUCCAUUUUUUUUGUUCAGUGUCUACAUUAUUCUAGAGGCGCUAGAGUCAUGUCAGACUGAUUAUUUUGAUGAUGAGCAGCAUUGGCUCACAGCACCCAA
Sycon ciliatum is the source of this 2814-nucleotide messenger RNA. Its product is annotated as molecular chaperone MKKS-like. The transcript is spliced from 11 exons. The record is from RefSeq and is a predicted model, not a curated record. Gene Ontology annotation, cellular component: nucleus; kinociliary basal body; cytoplasm. Gene Ontology annotation, molecular function: ATP binding. Bases 351 to 2345 code for a protein of 664 amino acids. Lineage: Eukaryota; Metazoa; Porifera; Calcarea; Leucosolenida; Sycettidae. Gene Ontology annotation, biological process: chaperone-mediated protein complex assembly; protein folding; intracellular transport.